Messenger RNA from Botrytis byssoidea, 1326 nucleotides. RefSeq lists its product as uncharacterized. Gene Ontology annotation, molecular function: transferase activity, transferring alkyl or aryl (other than methyl) groups. NCBI's taxonomy places the organism in Eukaryota, Fungi, Ascomycota, Leotiomycetes, Helotiales, Sclerotiniaceae. The transcript is spliced from 2 exons. Gene Ontology annotation, biological process: alkaloid metabolic process. The record is from RefSeq and is a predicted model, not a curated record. Bases 1 to 1326 code for a protein of 441 amino acids.
AUGGACUGUAUCUCGGGUCAACAAUUGAGUAGCUCGGUAACUCAUGACAUUACGCUUGCCUCUUCCGCACCUUCAGAUCAACACUUGUCUCCCGAUGCUCUUCUCUGGUGGAAUGCCACAAGUGCAACGCUAUGGAAUUUGCUCGUGUCGGGAAAUUACGACUUGCGCCAGCAGACUUCAGCCAUGAUGUUCUACCACACAUACGUCGUUCCCAACCUCGGUCCAUUUCCAAUGGAGGCAAACCAGCCCCCUCGAUGGAAAAGCUACAUGACAGAUGAUUUUAGUCCCAUUGAAUUUAGCUGGAACUGGAGAAAUGCACAGGGAGAUGUUGAUAGAAGAGUGCGCUUUAGUAUUGAAGCUAUUAACAAGCAAUCUGGCACAAUUACGGACCCAUGGAAUCAGAAAGCUACUAUUGAUCUUGUUAACCGCCUUGAAGUGGAUGUACCGGAGAUUGACGUACAAUGGUUCUACCGUCUUCUUAAGGAUUUUACUCCCUCAAAAGACGUUCUUUCUGAAGAUUUUAUAUCACGUUUCGAUCUGCAACAACCCCUUUCAAGUUUAUUCGUGGCAUUUGAAAUGAGAGAUAAGAUGCCCGUUGUCAAGCUGUACAUGAUGCCGUUUGCAAGAGCAAUGGAAACAUCUCAAACUGAAUCUGCUGUUAUUCUUGAGUCUCUAGCCAACUUCGCUCAGGAAUUGGAAUGGUCAUCCCUCCAAGGCUUGGUUCGAGCUUUAGAUCUGAAGAGCAAGUCACUCGGACUUGACCCAUUCAUGAUUGCUUUCGAUUGCGUUUCGCCCCAAAAGUCACGCAUGAAGAUAUAUGCUAGGUGUCCAGAUAUAAGACUGGCAAGCGUCAUGGAGAUUAUGAGCAUCUUUGAGGAUAAGUCUAAAAUUGAAAAAGGGUUGAAAGAGCUUCGAAUGUUGUGGAACAUGGUUUUCAGUUGUGGUGAUCAGGGACAAGCUGGGCAUCUUCCCUACAAAUCGCAUAUUACUUCAGGAAUCCUCUAUUAUUUUGAAGUUCGUCCUGGUAGUUCCAAAGUAACCACAGAGGUUUAUCUCCCGGUGAAACAUUACGCAAAGGAUGAUCUUUCUGUUGCUAAAGGGCUGCAAACAUUUUUCAACAAACGCGGAGGUUCGCAAGACCAGAGUGCAAAGGAUUUCAUGGGUGUGCUGGAUCGAAUGUGCACUUACCGUCGUCUUGAAGCUGCCACUGGGCUGCAGACGUACAUUUCAGGCAAAAUUGAGAAUGACUCUUUGGAAAUUACCUCUUACUUGAGUCCCGAAAUAUACAAUGAAGGGCGUUGGUCGCACGGAAAGCCUACCAUAUAG